GUGGGAGCGGGACAGCUUUAGAGCCUGAACUCAACAACAAGCCCUCUCAGGCUGGCCCAUCACAGCCAGUUGUUCUUUUCUAAACCCUCUCCCUCUUUUUUUUUUGGGAGUCCUGUUUUUUCUCGCGCUCUGCCAGCAGUCACAGUGUGAGUGGGUGUGUCGAUGCGGGCCAGUGUAGCCUAGUCGCUGCUUGUGCGCACUCUGAAAAAGAGGAAAAAGUUGGUGAUGAGUUUAGUGUGAAAGCCGCCCGCCUCGGAGCAGGCUAACCGUCCAGGAAUGGCAGUUUGGACCAGAGCGGAUAAAAACGGUCAACUGGACCUUCUUCUCCGGGACCGCUGGAUCCGAGUGGCCGCCGAACUCACCCGAGAAACGCUGACUUUAACGGCCGAAGCGGAGGUAACCGGACAGGGGGGAAGUCACUGGGACUACAACAACUCUUCGGCGGGCCUGCGAAAUGGCAUGUCGAACGGAAACGACCCGGGAACGAGUGCGGGGAACCCUGGCCGCGGUCCGUCCUCGGGUCAAGACCAACUCCAGAACCACGGGGGUCGGGGGCGCAGCGGCAGCCCGGGGCGCGGGGGUGCCAGUCGGGUACAAUACGAAGGCAGCUACGGUCUAAAUAGCCCCGGGAAGUACCCAAAUAACGGCACAAACUCUGACUUUGGAAGUCCCGUCUCCAGCUACGGCAGUCCCGGGUCCAGCUUCGGGUCGAGACAAGGCGACUUUCCCGUCAGUCUGGACGGCUCCUCGGAAGCUGUGCGGAAAGUCCGAGUUGUCAAACAGGAGUCUGGCGGGCUGGGGAUCAGUAUCAAGGGGGGGCGCGAGAACCGGAUGCCCAUCCUCAUCUCCAAGAUCUUCCCGGGGCUCGCCGCCGACCAGAGCCGGGCUCUCCGAGUGGGUGACGCGAUCCUGUCGGUGAACGGGAACGACCUCCGGGAGGCAACACACGACCUGGCGGUCCAGGCGCUUAAGAAGGCAGGGAAAGAAGUGACGCUGGAGGUGAAAUACAUUCGCGAGGUUUCUCCGCUCUUCAAGAAGCCAUCCCUGGUGGCCGACCUGCCGUGGGACAGCAUCCGCCCACAGUCGCCCAGUUACAGCGGCAGCGAGGACUCUGGGUCGCCCAAACACAGCAGCGCCUCCUCUUCAAAAGACAGAAAGGUCAUAAGCCUGAAGAUGUGCUUCAUCAGCAGGAACCUUACCAUGCCAGAUCUGGAGAACAGACUGUUGGAGCUCCAUUCCCCAGACGGCCAGCACACAGUUGUGCUGCGCUGUAAAGACGGCCCCACCGCCAACUCCUGGUUCACUGCCAUCCACACCAACAUUGCUGCCCUGCUGCCACAGACCCUGGCUCACAUCAGUGCUUACCUGGGGGCCUCGUCCUCGGCCUCCACACACCCCCAUCUCAAACACAUCGGCUGGUUGGCUGAACAGGUCCAGCUGGAAGGUGGACGGCAGCAGUACAAGCCAGUGGUCAUGGCACUGACGGAGAAGGACAUCCUGCUGUUUGAAUCGGUGCCGUGGAGCAGAGAGUCCUGGUCCAUGCCUCUGCUCACACACCCACUGCUAGCCACAAGACUGGUUCAUUCUGGCAACGCCCGGGGUUCUCCCGCUCAGGGUUCGGACCUGGUGUUCGCCACUCGGACGGGCACAGGGCGGGGCAUCGAGUCCCACGUCUUCCGAGUGGAGACCCACUGGGAUCUGUCUUCGUGGACGCGAGCCCUUGUGCAGGGGGCACACGCUGCCGCUGAGCUCAUCAAAGAAGUCUCAAUUGGUUGCACGUUGAACAGACAGGAUGUUCGUCUGACGCUGCAUUAUGAGAAGGGCUUCACUGUAACAAGGGAGCCGGCAGAUCCAGCCGGGGGAGCUGUGCUGUACAGAUACCCCUAUGAGAAACUCAAAAUGUCCGCCGACGAUGGAAUUCGCAACCUUUACCUUGACUUUGGGGGUCCAGAGGGAGAAAUGGUAUUUGACCUGCACUCAGGUCCAAAGCCGGUGGUGUUUGUCCUCCACUCCUUCCUGUCAGCCAAGCUCACUCGUAUGGGCCUGCUGACGUGAAACAACCAACAAUAUCAGCGUGGACGAGAGGACGGGUCCAGGCACAGCGAGGAGUGGGAAGACGCUCCCAAAACGCUGAUACUGGGGGUUGAUUUUUUUAUUUUUUUAUUUUAUUUUGUUCCAAUUUCUCCAUUCACAACUGAAGUUAGGCCUGAGGUGGCGCUGCAGGGAAGAUUUAGCCCAUGAGUCGUAUUGUUGAUUGUCUCAAAAAUGUGCCUUGUCUUCCAACUUGUCCUCGGCCUCUUGUAAUCAUUUGAAUUGCAAAGUCAGGUAAAAGGAAGUGGCACUUUGCUUGAAGUCAUGAAGUGUUAGGAGACGGUUACAAAACGCAAAAAAUAGCUAAAUAGUCUCAUAACAUUCUGUGUGAUAAUGUAUUUAAUGUCAUCAUGAUUUACAAAAAAAAAGCUAAGAUGCUGUGAUGUGCUUAUGAGAUUCCAUUUCCAGUGCACUUCAAGCAAAGUGUUACUGAAAUAUACUAAAGAAAGGAAGGAUUUUUUUAGACAAUUAAUACACAGCCAAGCACAGAUUGGUAAAUGCUCCCUGUUUUUACUAUAUGCCUAUCAUUCCAUAACAGCCUUCCAAUGGAUCUUUAUAAUGUAUUUGUUUGUCUUUGUGUCGAACAUGUGAGUGAAAGAAGAUUGUGUGAAUGAAGAAAGGUCUGCGUGUUGGUGUGUGUUUGUGUCUCUAUAAUACGCUUCUGUUGGCUUGAUAGUGUGCCUGCUGUCUGACAGACUCACCUUUUAGCACGUUAUCCCGAAACUACUGUUGUAAUCAGGAUUGCCAACUGUGCCUUUUUACAUGUAGUCAUAGACACUCUUUGUAAUGUUUCCUUUUUUAUUUCACACAAUAAGAGAAUUUUAAGCUUUCGACAUGCACAAGCAAUAGUAUUACUCUUAUAGUGUAAACCAUGUUACUUUGUUUUACGUCGUUUGUUUUUGUAAGUGUAUAUGAUAGCAUGAUUUCCUGACUUUGAACUCUGUAUCAGAUGAUGGUAUAGGACAUGACCGUGUGUUACCUCCCCUUCUUGACCUACACUACCACGUUGUCGCCGUCUCAAUGCCGCUAUCAUCGCAUUCCACUUAUUAGAGAUUACUCGUCUCUUGUUACCAUUCCUACAGCAGCAUUUCUCUGGCUAAAGACUGUUUAACAGGCUCGUUUCAAGGUGGGCCAUCACAUGACAGAGGUACCAAUGUAUUUUGAUAAUCCGAACUGUAACGGUCAAAGACGUCUCACCUCCUAUGAACCCCUGCAGUAGAGAAGUUACUGUACUCUUAAUGUCUUUUAGCUUAUUACAGUCUUUUCCUUCCAUUUUAGGCCUGUGAAAGUUUACUCAAGGUCCACUUACUAGCUUUCUUUUGAGGCUUUCAGCAGCCAAUCCAUGGUCUUUGCUCAGUUGUCAUGGAGAUGGCUCGGCUGUCAUCAUGUGACCUAAGUAUGGAACUUAACUCACAUGAUAAUAGGUGUUCGUAUAUUAGGGGAGAUGGUCGCCCCUGGUUGCUGCUGCCGGCCGUCCACUGACUCCUGGUCGAUGACCUUUGACCCCUUCCCAGUUGGUGCUGUGAAAAAAGAAUUUCAUUUAGAAAUGAGCCAACUGAGGAGGAAAAAAGUUCUUUGCUGAGUAUGAGCAAUAAAACACAUUUAGAGAUUUACUCCUACCUACAGUGAAGUGUAGGAGUAACCUUUAAGAUCAGCUCUCACUUGAUCACAUGAUUGAUCACAUAUAUGCACAGAGCAGGAAUAGCCAAUCAAAGACAAGAAUUCAUUUUACAUCUGCCGUAUUGAUCAGUCUUUUACAAAAAUUCUUAACUCAGUGAUUAGAGUAUGUUAUUCUGUAAAAACAUGUAAUUUUAAUUUAAAUGUUCAUUUGAUUUGUGUGAAAACAUUGAUAUGUCCAGUAGCAAUUAACAUGUGACAUUUUACAUAUUUUAAAUAUUUAUAAUAUAUAAAAAGUGAUGAAAUAACAGGAAUUGUUGAAUCUCAACUAAUAAGCUGUUGAAAUGUCUCUGAAAGAAACUCUCUGUAGGCGGACUAUCCAAAUAAAGCGUUACCUGACAUUCUGCUGCUGGUAGUUGAGGUACAUUAGAGAAAACAGAUAGUAAGGAAAAUUUAGUACCACGCAACAUAAAUGCCAGCAAUAUUCUUGCUUUCACACCCCUGAGAAAAAAAGAAAUCUUAAAUCAAAUGCAAAUAGUAGGCUAUAGGUACUCUAUUCUGAUUGAUAGAUGUCGCUAAUGUAUUAUUCAUCAUGACCAAUGAUGUAACUCAUUCCAAAAAAAAAAGUGUUUUCUCAGCUCUGUUUCGGUUCUGCUGCCGUCUAGAAUCCACUCUUAUAUUAGUAUUUUUAUUGUAUUUUUAAGUUUGCAAUUAGGAGUAAAAGUGUUUUCUUUCACCAAAAUGUCACUUUUAGCAGUUUGAUCAGUUCGGCCAUGGUGUUGACAGACAGCUGAUGUUGUCUGUUUCCAGUGUUCAUUCAGUCCUUGCUGUUUUAACGAUGUAGUGCCAGUGAGGUCACGUGAUGACAACUGAGCAAACGCCAUCCACCGAUGGAGACCAUGAGAUGCAGUUGAAAGCUCUGGAAAAAGCUAGUAAAUGGUCUGAGAGUUAAGGUUAUUUUUCAUGUGCCUAAGAAACUAAAAUCCCAUUGCAGAUCUUAUGAUUUCUGUCAAUAGUAAAUACCAUCAACACAACAGCUAUUUGUUUAUCUAUUUCACAAUCAGCUUUAGGUACAAUACCCCUAAAUUAGGGUCGAUUUUUUUUUUUUUGGCAUUAAAAUCGAGGUGAGUUGAAGUCAGCUAAACUAAUUUCAGUCUUCCCUUCAGUUCAUCUGUUCAGUUCAGUGCCUGCAUUAAGACGUGACUGGUUAAUGAGUUCAACGUGACUAACUAACACAUUUUCAUAACCUUCAGUUGGUUCGUGGCACAUGUUGCUAAAGUGACCCUUCAGCUUAGCUUCUGUGUUCUUUUGGAGCUCAAACAAUGUAGCAUUGUGUCCAGUGACCGUGCAACACAGGAAAAAAGGGUCGUCCUUCUGUCCUCAGAUAAGGAACAAAAUGUCCAGUAUGAAUGACCUCUAUUCUGUGUUGGGCUAUGAUGUCCUUGUGAUGGCUGGAUGGCUAUAUAGCUCUUUUUCAAGGUAUCGUUAAUAACUGGCAGUGUUAAAGGAGAAGCAGACUUUGCUUCCCGUAAAACAUGUGUAUGUGGGAGGUUUGAGUUAUAUUUAGCCUGACAGUCUGCAACAUUUGAAGCAAUAGUGAAGUGUUGCACUCCGUCAUCCUUCUUUUUCACCACAUUUUCCAUUUUGUGUUAAUCAUGUUUCUCUAACCCGCUGCACAGAUCUCAUUGUCUGAAGUAAGUCAACCUUCAACAAGCUACAGGCCGUCCCUCUUUGAGCUUGAUGCACUAACCUAUCAAACUCCUUUAAAUCUGUGAAUGUACACCCCCCUCUCUUCUUCCAGAUGAUUAUUUGUCAUCUCCUUUCUCUUUCUGUUCUGAAAUUGUGGCUGUCCUGUCUAUGCAAAGCAAUGCUUCAAAGAAGGGGUUUUUGAACCAAAGGUAAUAUCUGUGGCAGCUUGCGUCCAACACAAUCAUUGAACUGUCACGAGAGGAUAAAGUGCUGCUGCAACAACCUGUCAUAUGCAAAGUAUUUUAGACUUCCAAGAUACGGUAUACAAUGUAUAAUAGCAAUGUAGUAAUCUCAAAUGUAAAUACCUACCAAUAAAACAAAUUACAAAUUA
This is a messenger RNA of Siniperca chuatsi (mandarin fish), 5788 nucleotides long. It is a transcript of the gene sntb2, whose product is annotated as syntrophin, beta 2. Bases 277 to 2055 code for a protein of 592 amino acids. Gene Ontology annotation, molecular function: structural molecule activity; protein binding. NCBI's taxonomy places the organism in Eukaryota, Metazoa, Chordata, Actinopteri, Centrarchiformes, Sinipercidae. The record is from RefSeq and is a predicted model, not a curated record. Gene Ontology annotation, cellular component: synapse; intracellular anatomical structure; dystrophin-associated glycoprotein complex. The transcript is spliced from 7 exons.